Messenger RNA from Arachis duranensis, 668 nucleotides. RefSeq lists its product as uncharacterized. The record is from RefSeq and is a predicted model, not a curated record. Gene Ontology annotation, biological process: DNA repair. NCBI's taxonomy places the organism in Eukaryota, Viridiplantae, Streptophyta, Magnoliopsida, Fabales, Fabaceae. Gene Ontology annotation, molecular function: ATP-dependent DNA damage sensor activity; ATP binding; single-stranded DNA binding.
CUUUUGCUCUUGAUAUAGCACUGGGAAUUGGUGGACUUCCAAAGGGACGUGUUGUAGAAAUAUAUGGUCCAGAGGCUUCUGGGAAAACAACUCUUGCUUUACAUGUGAUUUCAGAGGCACAGAAGCAAGGAGUAGGGAAGUUACCAGCAUCUCAGGCUAAUCCUGAAAUGGUCUCUGCUUUUAGAAGAGAGGAAAAAGAACAGGUCAUGAGGCUUUUGGACAAUUACUUGAGAAUUUGCCGUGCAGCUAAGGUUAAGGCAAGCUUUAUGAUGACAGAAGCUGAUCAAGUCCAGAAAGGGAUUGUUGCUUUGGUUGUCGGGCAUAAUAUUAGGAGGCUUGUUAUUGGAGCAAUGCCCGAAGGUUGGAUGAAAGUCAAAAGGAAUUCCAGGAAAGCAAAUUAUGCUGCCAAAAAUGCACCCCCCUUCUGUAAAAUAUGGUUUAUCUAUAGAGGUAAACAUAUUUGGACAAGAGAAGCUUCUGAAAAACCUUGUUCUUUAUCACUGUGUGAAACAAUUGAAACAGAAGGCACUUUUGCCGCCGAAUCAACUACAUCCAGCGGUCCAUUGCCCUAAAAUUCUGCUGAGAGUUCUUCAGAUACUUAUUUAGAGGCUGAAGAAGAAAGAGUUAAUAGUCAACUUGUUGAAGUCAAACAAGAAGCUGAUGAAGCA